Molecule: messenger RNA, 405 nt
Organism: Pseudovirgaria hyperparasitica
Lineage: Eukaryota; Fungi; Ascomycota; Dothideomycetes; Acrospermales; Acrospermaceae
Exons: 3
Coding region: 1-222 (73 amino acids)
Biological process (GO): proton motive force-driven mitochondrial ATP synthesis
Cellular component (GO): mitochondrial inner membrane
Molecular function (GO): proton-transporting ATP synthase activity, rotational mechanism
Source: RefSeq, a predicted model, not a curated record
AUGGCCUUCGCGUGGAAAGCAGCUGGUCUUACCUACAACCGAUACCUCGCAGUCGCGGCCCGGGUUGUUCGCCGUUCCUUGAAAGAAGAUAAACGCAUCGCGGCAGAGCGUCGCGGCGAGAUGGAGCUACGAUUCGCCAAAUGGGAGAAUGGAAAGCAAGGCGAGAACAGGUCCCUGGCAAAGGCCAACGAAGCCAGCGUGGCGGAACAUUCAUCCUCAUAAAUUACAAGGCAUCCUGAAAAGAAUUGAAAUGCUAUCUGCUGUACAAGGCGAUUGGGAGGUCCACUGAGGAAGGGUGGAGACUUAGACACUGUGUAUACUGUACCAUAUCGCGCAGUCGGCUCUGCCGCUGCUUAGACACCCGAAUGUGCUACGCCUUCCAAGAGUAACUUCCAGUGACACACC